Molecule: messenger RNA, 1807 nt
Organism: Panicum virgatum (switchgrass)
Lineage: Eukaryota; Viridiplantae; Streptophyta; Magnoliopsida; Poales; Poaceae
Product: U-box domain-containing protein 9-like
Exons: 2
Coding region: 228-1610 (460 amino acids)
Biological process (GO): protein ubiquitination
Cellular component (GO): cytoplasm; nucleus
Molecular function (GO): protein binding; ubiquitin-protein transferase activity
Source: RefSeq, a predicted model, not a curated record
UUCCUCUGCAACCCACCACCACCCAUCCGCCUCCUCCCCCUCUUGCCUUUCCCUUCCCUUCGCCUUAACCCUCCCCUCUCCUCCACCACCACCGCCUCUUCCCCUCCCCCCGCGAGGCGGCCGACGCUCCCAUGCCCGCCGGCGCCCGGCCCGACAAGCCCGAGCCGGACCGCGCGGCCUAGCGGUGCUGUUUUCUCUUUUUGGCAAGCCGGCCCGCGAGGGAAGCGAUGGCGAAGCCGACCCCGGUGGCCUCGCCGGAGGAGGCGGCGGCCCUGCGGCGCCGGCUGAGGCGGCUGGUGGCCACGGUGGCGGCCGGGAGCGCCGACGCGGAGGCCUUCGACGAGGCGGCCGAGGCGCUCGCCAAGCUCAGGGACGCCGAGCUCGCCCCCCGCAAGGACCGCGCUGUUGCCGCCGCCGGCGGUGUGGGCAAGGGCGGCGCGGAGGCCGCCGCGGUCCCGGAGCAGUUCCUGUGCCCCAUAUCCUCGGAGAUCAUGAGGGAUCCCGUCGUCCUCGCCUCCGGCCAGACAUAUGAUCGUCGCUUCAUUCAAGAAUGGUUAAGUGCUGGAAACCGAACUUGUCCACAGACCCAGCAAGUCCUUUCAAAUACAAUUCUCAUCCCGAACCACCUUGUCAGAAGCAUGAUCUCACAGUGGUGCACGGAUAAUGGGAUCACUCUGCCACCAGUUGAGAACCAAGAUGAAGAUCUGAUCACAAAUAAUGAGCGGAAGACAUUUAGUAAAAUAUUUGAGAGGAUCGCAUCAUCGUCAAGUCUAUCUGAGCAGAGGGAAGCUAUUAAAGAUCUCAGGCUGCUGACCAAGAGCAACAGUUCACUGAGAGCAGCCAUUGGAGAGAAUCCAGAUUCAAUCUCACAGAUGAUUUCCACUGUAUCAAACCCAGAGCUAGAGAACAAUGCAGAUGUUCUGGAAGAUAUGGUGACAACUAUUCUUAAUCUUUCAAUUCAUGAGAGCAACAAGAAGAUCAUUGGAGAUGACCCAUUAGCACCCCCCUUCCUCAUAAGGGCCCUACAGUCAGGAACCAUGGAGGCCCGCAGCAAUGCUGCAGCUGCCAUCUUCAGUUUGUCUGCUCUUAACAGCAACAAGGUGAAGAUUGGUGAACUAGGCGCGAUGAGACCUCUGGUGGAUCUCCUCGAACACGGCAGCAUGAUAGCGAAGAAAGAUGCAGCGUCAGCUAUUUUCAACCUCUGCAUGCUGCAUGAGAACAAAUCAAGGGCCACCAAGAGCGGGGUCAUAGACGUGACCCUGAAGGCCAUUGCUGAUGACUUGCUCGUGGACGAGUCCCUGGCCAUCCUUGCCCUGCUGUCGGGCGACCAUGAGACAGUGGAGGAGAUUGGUGAGACCGGCGGUGUGGCCUCCAUGCUCGGUGUCAUAAAGGAGGAUCAGUGCAAGCGCAACAAGGAGAAUGCCGUGGCAGUGCUGUUCGCGGUCUGCAUGUACGACCGCACCAAGCUGCGGGAGGUCGCGGAGGAUGAGAACCUGAACGGGUCCCUGGCCUGGCUCGCGCAGAAUGGCACCUCGAGGGCGCGACGGAAGGCUGCAGGGAUCCUUGACAAGAUGAAGAGGGCCGUGCACCACACCCACUACUCUUGCUAGUGCCCUGCCCGCACCGCCUGCCAUGGUUGUGUAGUUAUGGGAAUAAUAAGGGGCUGCUGGUUUCUUCGCUGUAUAUAUAAAUUCGGCUGCAUAUAUAGCUACUCUUGGUCUUUGGUUUGGUAUAUAUGAGGUUACAGUUUCGGUCUUGUAGGGUAAGUGGUGGUUUUCCUCUUAAAGCGUUCAUAUUCUUCUCAUCA